Messenger RNA from Pseudoliparis swirei, 2720 nucleotides. It is a transcript of the gene slc6a1l, whose product is annotated as solute carrier family 6 member 1, like. Gene Ontology annotation, cellular component: plasma membrane. The transcript is spliced from 14 exons. Gene Ontology annotation, biological process: sodium ion transmembrane transport; neurotransmitter transport. NCBI's taxonomy places the organism in Eukaryota, Metazoa, Chordata, Actinopteri, Perciformes, Liparidae. Gene Ontology annotation, molecular function: gamma-aminobutyric acid:sodium:chloride symporter activity. The record is from RefSeq and is a predicted model, not a curated record. The coding region runs from base 426 to 2219 and encodes 597 amino acids.
UCGGUUUAAUACUUUUUGAGUUAUGGGAAUAACACACACACAUACAAAUAAAUAAAUAAAUACACAGCGAUCAAAGCAUAACCUUCCGCAUUCUCAGAAUGCGAAGGUAAUAAUAACCUUUAUAGUGUGUUAUUACAUGUAGUUUCCCAAGUUAAAAUGGCUGUAAAAGACCAUCAAAAUGCCCAAAUAUCAAUACAGUGUAAUUUAAGUAGUAGUAUAUUUGGAAUAAGACCUCUGCAUAAACUUAUGUAUUCUCCCUCUGUCUACAGCUCUCCUGCUCAACUUAGUGUCCGCACAUUGUCCUCAUUCUGUCGAGUCAAGAACCAAACUCAGAGUUAAAGGCACAGUCGGACCCCAACAGAGACUUUAAUUCAUCACCAUUACAGAGUGACUUACUGACCCCACUGCUCUGUAGUGGUCCCAACAUGGGGAAGACUGGGCAGAGUACAGUGGACUUAAACUCCCCAACAGAGAUCAGACAAGCAGUUCCCUUCGAGGAGCUGGAUCCUGUGGCGCACCCUGCGGAUGAAGAGAAAAAGACAGAAGAGCUGCCUGACAGGGGCAGCUGGAAGGGAAGGUUUGAUUUCCUUCUGUCAUGCGUGGGAUAUGCCAUUGGCCUGGGAAAUGUCUGGAGGUUUCCUUAUCUGUGUGGCAAGAAUGGUGGAGGGGCCUUUCUGAUCCCGUACUUUUUGACCCUUGUGUUUGCUGGGACUCCUCUCUUCUUCCUGGAGACGGCUCUGGGGCAGUUCACCUCAGUGGGCGGGCUGGGGGUGUGGAAGCUCCUCCCUAUGAUGAAAGGUGUUGGUAUAGCUGCAGUGGUCCUGUCCUUCUGGCUAAAUAUCUACUAUAUUGUCAUCAUCGCCUGGGCACUCUACUACUUAUUCAACUCCUUUGGUUCGGAGCUGCCGUGGCAAAGCUGUGAUAACCCCUGGAACACAGAGAAAUGUUUUUGCAACCACAGUCUGACCGACACCACCAACCUGACCAGUGCUGUCACAGAGUUCUGGGAGCGUAACAUGCACCAGUUAACCAACGGUCUGGAGGAGCCAGGCGAGGUUCGCUGGCCCUUAGUGGGCACUCUGGCGCUGGCCUGGGUCCUGGUGUAUUUCUCAAUCUGGAAAGGAGUGGAGUGGACAGGGAAGGUGGUGUAUUUCUCAGCCACCUAUCCCUACAUCAUGCUGAUCAUCCUGUUCUUUCGCGGGGUCACUCUGCCCGGAGCCAUAGACGGGAUCCUCUUUUACAUCACGCCUGACUUCAAUAAGCUCACCCAGUCCGAGGUGUGGCUGGAUGCAGCAACUCAAAUCUUCUUCUCCUACGGACUGGGCCUGGGUUCGCUGAUCGCGCUGGGGAGCUACAACACGUACCACAACGACGUAUACAGGGACUCCAUCAUCGUGUGCUUCAUCAACUCCUGCACCAGCAUGUUUGCUGGCUUAGUCAUCUUCUCCAUUGUGGGCUUCAUGGCCCAAAUCACCAAGAAACCUGUGAAGGAAUUAGCAGCAUCAGGUCCAGCUCUGGCGUUUCUCGCCUAUCCUCAAGCUGUCACCCAGCUGCCCAUGUCCUCUCUGUGGGCCAUCCUCUUCUUCUCCAUGCUCAUGAUGCUGGGCCUGGACAGUCAGUUCUGCACAGUGGAAGGCUUCGUCACAGCUCUGUUGGAUGAAUAUCCCUUGGUGCUGAGGAAGAGGAAGAAGAUCUUCAUCCUCAUUGUCUGCUUUAUCUCCUUCAUCAUCGGCAUCUCCAACAUCACACAGGGUGGUCUGUACGUGUUCAAGCUGUUUGAUUACUACUCCGCCAGUGGGAUGUGUCUUCUUUUCCUCGUCUUCUUCGAAACUGUGUCCAUAUCCUGGUUUUAUGGAGCUGACAGGUUUUAUGACAACAUCGAGGACAUGAUCGGCUAUCGGCCAUGUGGCUGGUGGAAGCUCUGUUGGAAGUUCUUCACUCCGCUGAUCUGCCUGGGGGUGUUUACCUUCAGUGCCAUUGAGAUGACCCCUCUGACCUUGGGGAAGUAUGUGUACCCAAUGUGGGGCCAAGUGAUUGGCUGGUUUAUGGCUUGCUCUUCCAUGAUACUGAUCCCAGGUUAUGUCAUCUACAUGUUCUGCUUCACCAAGGGCAGCAUCAAACAGCGUUGGCAGAAGAUGACAACAUCCCGUGAGGAUGAAAGGCCAUCAAAGAACAAAGGAUGUGCACACACAGCGAGCAUGGCUGAAGCUCAUGUCUAGCCAGGAUUGUUCAGGUGGAAAUAAUUCCCGUCUGCCACGACCUAGUCAACACUGAAAUUUGACAAGUGGACAGAUGGAUUCUUGUACAGCAUUUAACUGUGAUGUGUUCAUCCAUUUCAAAGGGUGCUAGAAAAAUUUGGCAAAUGACAGAAGAAGGUGAGGCUUUUCAAUUUUGAUAAAUGUAGAGGAUAGGUGUCCUUUGGCCAUAAAAGAGUGAACGUUUGAAUAUUCUGUGCACAUAUACUAAAUAUAUACCAUUACUGUAUAAAUAAUCAUCCGUGUACAUUUUCUCAACUAGUCAACAAAAUCACUGUCUUUGUCUAUAAACUAACCACAUACGUCUUGAAUGUUGUUGUACAGAAACAUUAAACAAAUCUGAUCAAACUUGAUUGGAGGUGUAAAACUGUAAUGUGUCAAAGAUGAUAUGCUUGUUGUAGCUUAAAGAACCAACCAGACAGCCACUGUGAUAUUUUGUCCGGCAAUAAAUAUUUGGGCCAUCCA